CUCAACUUGCAAAACCUAUCCUCUUCCUUCUUCGCUCGUUACCAAAUGACACCUCCAUGAGCAACAACAACAACACCUCUUAAACCCUUCCAACAAACUCAUAGCAACCAUGAUAGGAGCUUCGAGAACAAUCCUCUCCCUCUCUCUCUCCCUCUCCCUCUUCACCUUCUCCAGAACCACCCCUCACGUCAUCCCACUUCUCCGCCUCCACAAACCAUUCCACCACCCUCUCCGCCGCCCUCUAUGCGCCGCCGCAACCGCUCCGACGGAACCGAACACCGCGGAUCCCGAUCAAUUGAAGCACACGAUCUUGCUGGAGAGGCUUCGUCUCCGACAUCUGAAGGAAUCGGCGGCGAAACCGCAGCAGAGGCCGAGCAGCGUUGUUAUCGGCGUAGAUGAAGAGAAAGUGUCUAAGAAGAAGAAGAAGAUGGUAGAGAGUUUCGAGGAGCUAGGGCUAAGCGAGGAAGUGAUGGGAGCUUUGAAAGAGAUGAACAUUGAGGCUCCUACUGAGAUUCAGUGUAUAGGAGUACCUGCUGUUAUGGAACGCAAGAGCGUCGUCUUGGGCUCUCACACUGGCUCCGGCAAGACUCUUGCCUACUUGCUUCCUAUUGUUCAGCUGAUGAGAGAAGAUGAGGCAACCCUUGGUAAGAUAACAAAGCCUAGGCGUCCCAGGACUGUUGUUCUCUGUCCCACCAGAGAACUCUCUGAGCAGGUUUACCGUGUGGCAAAGUCGGUAAGCCACCACGCGAGGUUCAGAUCUAUAUUGGUUAGUGGUGGUUCUCGGAUAAGACCACAGGAGGAUUCUUUGAACAAUGCAAUAGACAUGGUUGUUGGAACCCCUGGUAGGAUUCUUCAGCAUAUCGAAGAAGGAAACAUGGUCUAUGGAGAUAUUGCGUAUUUGGUGCUUGAUGAGGCAGACACUAUGUUUGAUCGUGGCUUCGGUCCUGACAUUCGCAAAGUUUCUUGCCCCACUGAAACAGCGUACGUUGAAGACAAUGACCAAGGAUUCCAAACCGUCCUAGUGACCGCCACUAUGACAACGGCUGUUCAGAAGUUAGUCGAUGAGGAGUUUCAAGGGAUAGAGCAUUUACGAACAUCAACAUUGCAUAAGAAGAUAGCAAACGCUAGGCAUGACUUUGUCACUUCAGGUAGCGAAGAUAAGCUAGAAGCACUUCUACAGGUUCUUGAACCUAGCUUAGCCAAAGGGAGCAAGGUGAUGGUCUUCUGUAACACUUUGAACUCCAGCCGCGCUGUCGAUCACUAUCUUUGAAACCAGGUCUCCACUGUGAAUUAUCACGGUGAAGUUCCAGCAGAACAAAGGGUUGAGAACUUGAAAAAGUUUAAGGACGAAGAAGGAGACUGCCCCACACUGGUGUGCACAGAUUUGGCUGCGAGGGGUCUGGACUUGACGUCGAUUCAUGUAAUCAUGUUUGAUUUUCCAAAGAACUCUAUUGACUACCUUCAUCGCACUGGAAGAACAGCUCGCAUGGGAGCUAAAGGAAAAGUAACGAGUCUGAUAAGCAGGAAGGACCAAAUGUUAGCAGCGAGGAUCGAGGAAGCUAUGAGGAACAACGAGAGCUUAGAAGCACUCACCAACGAUAACGUCAGGAGGGAUGCUGCAAGAACCCAAAUCACUCAAGAGAAAGGAAGGAGUAAGCAGAUCAGAGCGGUGAGCAAGCAACGAAACACUAGAGAGAGAGGAACAUCAUCAUCUCCACCUGCAAGAUCAGCAGGUUCGAAGACACCAGUGAGGAAGUCUACUUCUUCAGUGAGAAAAACCACUUCGGGAAGAGCAUCGUCUGCUCCAGAAAAAUCCACAAAGCCGAAGAGAAAAAUAUUAAAGACGGUUGGAUCCAGAUCGAUAGCUGCGAGGGGGAAGAAGGGUUCAGAAAGCAACAGGUAAGAAACUAAGGUUGUUGGGUUCAGAGGUCGGUCUUCUGCGGCUAGACCCUCCUCUUAA
Messenger RNA from Raphanus sativus (radish), 1960 nucleotides. Its product is annotated as DEAD-box ATP-dependent RNA helicase 39. The record is from RefSeq and is a predicted model, not a curated record. Gene Ontology annotation, molecular function: ATP binding; RNA helicase activity; nucleic acid binding. Lineage: Eukaryota; Viridiplantae; Streptophyta; Magnoliopsida; Brassicales; Brassicaceae.